GGCUGCAAACGGCGCCGGCGACGGAGGCAGGAAGGCGUCACCCAUUAUACUUCAUUCACACCCCAUUAGGUCUCUCAGCUCGCACCCCGCGCAUUCGCGAUGGCGGUGCAUUUCUGGCGCCAGGAUCCCGUUCCCGGUUCGGAGACGCGAACCAACUGCGCCCGACCCUCGAGCCUCGGCGCUGGCCUUGCUGGCCUUGCUGGCCUUGGCUCGCUCAUGCUGUCGUGGCCUCCUUCCUCUCCCUCCAAACCCCUGAACUCCCUUCCUCCUCACCUUCUCAUCGUUCUUCCUACUCCUAACGCAAUUCUCAACUCACCAUGACGGUACAACGACAGUCGCGCUUCUCCGGGGCGGACCAGGAAAGCGUCAAUACGCUCCUCCAGGCUUGCACGGUUAGUGCCAUUGAGGAG
Molecule: messenger RNA, 410 nt
Organism: Canariomyces notabilis
Lineage: Eukaryota; Fungi; Ascomycota; Sordariomycetes; Sordariales; Chaetomiaceae
Exons: 1
Coding region: 100-321 (73 amino acids)
Source: RefSeq, a predicted model, not a curated record